UUCUUUAACAUUCAGUUAUCGAAUAAAACUUGAUACAUACAGGCUGUUUUCUACAUAAAGUGUUGGAAAAAUAAUAAUUUUUUUCUUUCUCAAAUACAAAUAAAAACCAGAAUAUUGCGCAGUAUAAAAAAAGAGAAAAUUUGAUUUUGUAAUUCUUGUGUUCAAAAUAUAUAAUAUUAGCAGAAGAUACGUUUGACUACGUGUACAUUGAAUUAUUCCGAGUGGUGAAAAAAAAAACUUUUUCUUCGUUAAACAAAGCCAAAUAAAAGGAAAAAUUAGUAAAAUGUCGACUGAACAACAAUUCGAUGAAUACGAGGAAUACAACUUGGGUGACCAUGACAAGCACAUCUUUUGUGGCCAUAGCGGAAAACAAAGAACAAAGAAGGAAGCUAGCACCCAUACAAAUCAUACCGAUCCGAGUGGACAUUCCAGAAAGAUUUUAACCAAACUCAUGAACACGGAAAACAACAAGAAAGAGGGCAAAAAGAACUAAUCCGAUUGUGAUCUUCAGUGCUGUGAUAUAGAACUACAUAAAAAUAACAACAAGAAAAGAAUAUUCUGUGUAUGAUUGAACUUCACUCGAUUGGAUUAUAAGAACACACACACACCGUGAAGAACAUUAUAUAAAUUAUCUAAAUAAGUUUACAUUUUACUCCGAUUGCUGUGCGUUUUUGUUUUUGAUUUAUUGAAUUACAAAAGUAACUUUAGUCAAGUAAAGGAAAACUAGUUGCAUAAAUAAAUAAUAAUAAUUACUAGAGGAGUGUGUACUAAACAUUGUUGUUAAACUUAAAAAAA
Bradysia coprophila is the source of this 795-nucleotide messenger RNA. RefSeq names its product nuclear protein 1. Gene Ontology annotation, cellular component: nucleus. Gene Ontology annotation, biological process: negative regulation of cell population proliferation; regulation of transcription by RNA polymerase II; negative regulation of cell cycle. The record is from RefSeq and is a predicted model, not a curated record. NCBI's taxonomy places the organism in Eukaryota, Metazoa, Arthropoda, Insecta, Diptera, Sciaridae.